Messenger RNA from Ostrinia furnacalis (Asian corn borer), 2679 nucleotides. RefSeq names its product heparanase-like protein (gene Hepa). NCBI's taxonomy places the organism in Eukaryota, Metazoa, Arthropoda, Insecta, Lepidoptera, Crambidae. Bases 77 to 1618 code for a protein of 513 amino acids. The record is from RefSeq and is a predicted model, not a curated record. Gene Ontology annotation, molecular function: hydrolase activity, acting on glycosyl bonds. Gene Ontology annotation, cellular component: extracellular matrix; membrane. The transcript has a single exon.
AGUCACUCAAAAAAGUUUGUUUAGUUUCCGUUCUGUCGUCUACCAUAAUGUGUUUCGCUUUGUGAAAUUAGAAAAAAUGCUGUCCAACAAACGUCUCGUCGCUGUUUGCGCGAUUGCCUUCUGCUGCAACGUAGCUGUGCUGGUGCUCUUCGUCAGCUACAACGCCUAUGAAAGAUGUUAUGUCACAAUAGACGAGCAACAAGAGGUAACAGCGGUUCUCCCUACCAACUUUCUCAGCAUCGGAAUUGAUACAUCUCAAGUAGAAGAUUUCGACAGACUAGAUUUUUUAAACAAACGCUUUGUUGAACUAGCGUCCGAGUUGGCUCCGGCUCGCAUGCGCCUCGGCGGGACUAUGUCCGACAGACUCAUAUUCAGCACCUUGCCAGAAACUAUUAGCUGCGAACACUGCCACGACGGAAACCAGACCGGCCACGCCUGUGGCGCACUGAAAAAACUUUGCAAACACAAAUUCUUGCCAUUCUUCAUUUUGACUGGUCAAAAAUGGGACGAAAUUAACUCCUUCUGUUCCAAAACUCAUAUCAAAUUAUUGUUCACCAUCAACGUGCUCCUACGCGACCACCACGCCUGGGACGAGCGCAACGCGCGCGCCCUGCUCGCCCACUCCCACCGGCGGCACUACAAGAUAGACUGGCAGCUGGGUAAUGAACCUAAUUCAUUCCCGCAUGUUUAUAACACCACCAUUACCCCCAAAUCAUUAGCCAAAGAUUUCAAGAAACUACGAAAACUUCUGAAUGAAACUGGCUAUGGUAACUCAUUACUGGUGGGCCCUGACACUACUCGUCCUCAAGAGAAGCGGCCAGAAUGCCUCAAGUACAUGGUAGAUUUUUUGGGAAAUGGUUCCAAUUACAUUAAUGUCCGUUCCUGGCAUCAAUAUUAUUUAAACAGUAGAACUGCCAAAUUAGAAGAUUUUUGGGAUCCAGACACAUUUGAUUUGUUGGAUGAGCAAAUAAAGACUAUGAAGUCACAUACCAAGGACUAUGAUCAUAUGCCAAUGUGGCUCACUGAAACUAGCAGUUCCUAUGGAGGCGGUGCUCCGGGCCUGUCCAACUCCUUUGCUGGCUCUCCCUUGUGGCUGGACAAGCUGGGGCUCUCUGCAAAGUAUAACAUCACCACUGUGGUACGGCAAAGUUUUUAUGGUGGAAACUAUAGUUUGAUUGACACAGAAUUGGAACCUCUGCCUGAUUGGUGGGUGAGUGUUUUGUACAAGAGACUUGUCGGAAGCAAAGUCCUGCACGUUGACUGUCAGUGCUCUCGAUUCCAGAGGAUGUAUGCUCAUUGUGCAAAUAGAAGAUACACAAAUGACACAUCAGCUAUAACUGUUUAUGCUGUAAAUUUAGAGAUGGCUAAAGCUCGUUUUCUUAUCAAUGGGACAGCUAUUCAUGGCAAAGAUUUGCUAAUUGACGAAUACAUUAUCAGUGCCCCUUCAAACAACAGAAGAACGAAAACUGUGCUACUAAAUGGCUGGCCGUUGUACUAUGAAUCAUCGUUGCCUGACUUGCAGCCACGCCACCUCAAGUAUGGCAACCACAUUUCUAUGCCUCCGUACUCCAUUGGCUUCUGGGUCAUCAAGAACACAUCCAUAAAAGUUUGUAUGUAAAACUCCAUUAAUUUUAAGUACCUACCUACUUAGCUACAUUGGUUUUACUUAACAUUGUACAUAAAUAUUUUAUGUACAGUUCAAAGAAAAUACCCUAUAGAUGUUGCAGUUUUACAGGUAAUUGUACCACUUAUAUAUUUUUAAGAGUGUGAGGAGCACCUGCAUUCUCAUUGUAGUUUCACAUGAUCUCAACAUUAUUAGUAUGAGCGUAUUGACCAGCCCAGUGCUUGAAAAUGUAAUAUAGCCAUUACAAUACAGGGUACAUUGUAAUUUAACACAUUUCUAAACACAUUAGGAGUAAAAUCUGUACUUUUUCUUCACUACUUCUAUAAAUAAUGUGAUAAAUUACAAUACCUCCUGUAUGUUUUAGUUAAUCUUUAAUUUUAAUUAUUCUGUUAGAAUCAAAAAUCUCAUGUUUAGUCUACAUUCCAAGUCUACCUAUUAUAGUUCAAUUGAUUUAUUAUUAAUUAAAAUGAAAACAAUUGAUUUAAAGCCUUUUAUUAAAGGCUAAUUAAUUUAUAGACAUUUCCGGAAACGUUUCAUCAUCAAUAUUAGCGUUUGUGGUAUUGAUUGGGUUGCAAAAGAAAAAAAUAUUUUGUCCUAAGAUACAUAAGUGAAAAAACAUAACUCUACGAAGUUGAUCACUUCUUCUGUUAUUAUUGCAUUAAUGUUUACAUGUUCAGAUUUUACUAAAUAUUAAUUACAGAGAAAUAAUAUUUACUAGAUGUCGUUUAUUAAAGUUAUCUCUUGCAAGUCCUCAAUUGCCAGCCUUGUCCGCUAGUCAAGGAGUGCAUCUGACAUUGAACUGUCUCAGCAUGAUAAAUGGCUCCAAUUGCAUGUAUAUUUGCAGAAUUGGCGCGUUAACGCCAAUCACAUGCGCCCGUACGGCGGACAUUGUAAUGCAUUUGAGUGGCCACUGCAUCUUUAUGAUCACAAGUGCCUUUAUAACACUUCCUUCAAUAGAUGGCAAUAACGUGUGAUAAACAUUCUAAUUAAAACUAUACAGGGUGUCCCGUAAUGUAACGUCAAGCCGGAACUAGGUGUUGAGGCAAGUUAUGCUG